AUGAUGAUGAAUAUCAAUUCGUCAGGUCCUGACGUGAACGGCGUCUUCGCCGGCCACACGGCCCUCCAAGCCGCCAGCCAGAACGGCCACCUCGACGUCAUCGGCGCCCUCCUGCGGUGCCGCGCCGACGUCGAAAUCGAGGACAAAGAUGGCGACAGGGCCGUCCACCACGCCGCCUUCGGGGACGAGCCGGCCGUCGUGCAGCUGUUGGCUCGCGCCGGUGCAGAUCUCAACGCGCGCAACAAACGCCGCCAGACGGCGCUGCACAUCGGCGUUAAUAAGGGGCAUGUGGGGGUGGUAGCUGAUUUAUCUGUGUAUUUUCCGAGUCCAUCGCCUCAUUAUUCCCGGCUGGAUGUUAUGCACAGUUUGCGUCUACUCCUGCAUUCCCCGUCGCAGCAGCAGAGGAUGACGACGGGGCAGGGUAGGCAACCCGUUGCACGACAACGCACCGUUGCACGGCUGACGUAUGGAGACGACGACGCGCUGGCUUCCCUUUUUCCAGCAAAACGAUCGAGACGCUAUGGCAUUUAA
This is a messenger RNA of Phaedon cochleariae (mustard beetle), 531 nucleotides long. NCBI's taxonomy places the organism in Eukaryota, Metazoa, Arthropoda, Insecta, Coleoptera, Chrysomelidae. The record is from the annotation of a GenBank genome assembly.